Messenger RNA from Colletotrichum chrysophilum, 462 nucleotides. RefSeq lists its product as uncharacterized. The transcript has 2 exons. The record is from RefSeq and is a predicted model, not a curated record. Bases 1 to 462 code for a protein of 153 amino acids. NCBI's taxonomy places the organism in Eukaryota, Fungi, Ascomycota, Sordariomycetes, Glomerellales, Glomerellaceae.
AUGGAAGACGCUGGUGCCGACACUCUAGAGAAGGCAUUGUUAGCCAUGGCGGGAUAUCGGCAUAUUACUGGCGCAUCCGUCCAGGAUAGCUUUGAGCUUGCUGAGGGCAUCAUGGUGAAGCUCCGUUGGAAGUACACUGAGAGUGGCAUCAUGGUGUCUACCAAGACCAAGGCUCAGGCCAAUGACUCUGUCGUCACAGUGGCACUGGGCGUGGGCUGCGAUACCGAUGAACCCUCUGUGGCUAGUGAAAUCACAGCCGAUAGCAGCGACAUUGAAGCUAGCGGAACAAAUGCUGCCAGUACAGCUCGCCUUCAUGUUGCAAAUAACAACAUUACUUUCGAUUUCAUGAUUUCCACCACUAGUGGAACCAAUACCCCAGGUGUUAAGGAUUGUCUCUGCAACGUUGUCGGCUGCGGCAUGGCCGUUACUCGGAGGGACACCUUACAGGCUUCCAUGGCCUGA